Penicillium cataractarum is the source of this 1038-nucleotide messenger RNA. Its product is annotated as cupin domain-containing protein. The record is from RefSeq and is a predicted model, not a curated record. NCBI's taxonomy places the organism in Eukaryota, Fungi, Ascomycota, Eurotiomycetes, Eurotiales, Aspergillaceae. The transcript is spliced from 2 exons. Bases 1 to 1038 code for a protein of 345 amino acids.
AUGUCUCUCCCAUUCUCAAAUCAGCCCCCCGCUGAGCGGGUGCCUUAUGCUAUCCCUCAACUCGAGGGCGAGCGCAUCACCAUUCCCGGCAGUAAGGGUGUGUUCCGCAUUCUGACUUCCUCCAAGCAGACCAAUGGUCUCAUGGCGGUCUUCCAGAGUGGCGCGACUGUCUCUGAUGCUCCGGGUUUCCACUACCACGAGAAGGCCCACGAUGUCUUCUUGGUCACAAAGGGCUAUCUGAAGCUGUGGAACGGUCCUCAGUGCCGUAUUCUGGGCCCUGGCGACUUUGCCUAUAUUCCUCCCACUGUCAUUCACAACCCCGAAAUGGUCGGUCCCCACACGGAGCUCCAGGGCCUGAUCACCCCCGGUGACUGGGUGGACUUCUUCCGUUACGUCUCCGAGCCCUACGAGGGUAUCCUGGUGCCCGAGACCGACAACCGCGAUCUCAAGUCUCUGUUGAUCCCCAAGGUCAUGGCCGCCAAGGGCAAGUUCGACGUCGUCUUCCAGCCCCACUACGUGCCCCCCGAGGUUAGCGACUGGACCAAGGAGGACGAGAAGCUUCCCGAGGGCCACCAGGGUUACUUCCUGCGCGCCAACACCGGUCCUCGCUGGAUGUUGGGUGGUGUUAUGUCUCGUCCUUUCGUUACGACGAAGCAGAGCACCGGUGUCUGUGCGAUUUCUAGCAUCGAGUCUUCCAAGGACUACGGCGAGACUGUGUUCUCCAAGUAUAUCACUUUCGCCUCUGUGGACCACUGUCUCUGCGUCAUGGAGGGUGCUCUCAAGGUGAGCCUGGAGGGUGUGGGCGAGACUAUCUUCCGCGAGGGCGAGACCGUGGUGAUUCCUGCCGGCCAGGCUUUCUCCCUCGGCUUCGAGAGCAAAUAUGUCAAGGUCCACUCCUUUGCCGACGGUGAUGGUAUUGAGUCUCUGAUCCACCAGGCCGGUAAGCAGAUCGAGGAAGUCGUUCUGCCAGACCAGGCCCCCGAGUACGAUUCAUCAAAGCUGGCCUCGGUUGCGGAGGAGCUUAAGAUUACCUUCUAA